Molecule: messenger RNA, 2940 nt
Organism: Gavialis gangeticus (Gharial)
Lineage: Eukaryota; Metazoa; Chordata; Crocodylia; Gavialidae
Product: L-serine dehydratase/L-threonine deaminase-like
Exons: 8
Coding region: 86-1054 (322 amino acids)
Biological process (GO): L-threonine catabolic process; L-serine catabolic process
Molecular function (GO): threonine deaminase activity; pyridoxal phosphate binding; L-serine ammonia-lyase activity
Source: RefSeq, a predicted model, not a curated record
CAAGCUGGCAGUUAAGCCCUGGCACAGCUGAGGGAAGAAACUCCUUGCCAAGACCUGAAGAAGCUGAACUACGAACUUGCUCAGAAUGAUUUUUGAGAGGAACCUGCAUGUAGCCACACCACUAAGGGAAAGCAUUGCCCUCUCCAAAGCGGCUGGCACCAAAGUCUACCUCAAGCUGGACAGUGCUCAGCCCUCUGGCUCAUUUAAGAUCCGGGGCAUUGGCCACUUCUGUAAAACGAAGGCAAAGAAUGGCUGUAAGCACUUUGUAUGCGCUUCAGGUGGUAAUGCUGGCAUGGCAGCUGCCUACUCAGCCAGGAAUCUGGGUAUUCCUGCCACCAUCCUUGUUCCCAGAUCCACCCCAGAUUUCACCAUCCAGCAGCUGAAGGAUGAGGGAGCCACUGCUGAAAUUGUGGGAGAGGAAGUGGAUGAAACCACUGAAGAAGCCAAGGAGCUGGUGAAGAACAACCCUAAAUGGGUCUAUGUUCCCCCUUUUGAUGACCCCCUCAUCUGGGAGGGACACACAUCCAUGGUGAGGGAGAUGAAGAAAAGCAUGGACUCCAAGCCCGGGGCAGUGGCCCUAUCUGUGGGAGGAGGGGGUAUGCUGUGCGGAGUGAUCCAGGGCCUCCGGGAGGUGGGCUGGAAGGAUGUGCCCAUUAUUGCCAUGGAGACUAAAGGGGCACACAGCUUGAACACAGCCAUGGCUGCUGGGAAGCUGGUGACAUUGCCAGAAAUCACCAGUGUUGCUAUGACCCUCGGGGUAAAGACAGUGGCAGCUGAGGCACUGAGGCUGGCCCAGGAGCACCCUGUCUUCUCAGAAGUCAUCACAGACCAAGAGGCCAUUGUAGCUAUUGAAAAGUUUGUGGAUGAUGAGAAGAUCCUGGUGGAGCCAGCCUGUGGGGCAGCACUGAGUGCUGUCUACAGCAGUGUGGUGCAGAGGCUACAGGCCGAAGGGAAGCUGGAUGCCAUGCUGAGCUCCCUUGUGAUCAUUGUGUGCGGUGGCAACAACAUCAGCCUGACUGAGCUUCAGCAUCUCAAAAAGAAGCUGAGCAUCUAGAAGUUCAGUGUAGGCAGGGCUGUGGGUGCUUGGGGCAGAGCUUGGUGGUGCUGAAGUUUUAUAUGGGCCCCAUUUUUAAGCAUAAUGAUACUUUUAGCAGUCACUGCACUGGCAAUGCUAUAGGGCUCUAACUCAUCACAACACCCUUCCCCCUGUGUCAGACAGCCUGAGGGCUCCAGAUCUAGUACUUCGGGGCCUGGCUUCAUGACUAGCUCGGAGGUCAGGAAGGAAUGGCUCCCCCCUUCCCGCCACCCACUGACAUAGGUCUGUGGUGCAUUCCUGUCAGUGGAUGCCAGGGUAGCCCCGUUGUCCCAGGUGCCAUGCAGACACAUGGUGAAAGGUCAUCUCUGUUUGCAAACUACAUAGACAAAGACUGAAAGACAAUAAAGAAGCACAGAGAGGGGGGAAGCAUUUUGCCCAGUCACACAUCAGCAUCAGGAAUAGAACCCAGCUCUCCUAAGUCCUACCCAGUGUUGUGACCCUUAGGCCAUGCAGUCUGAUUGACAUACCUUCUGCAGCACUUGGUGUCCUCUGCUGUUAGAGACAUGUUCCUGGGGCCUGAUGGCUCUAGCCCAUAUCUGAUAGAGCAGAACGAUGGGAUACCAAUAUAGAUCAGGUAGUAUGCUAGGGUAUUUGUGGUGUCUCUGAGCAAUAUGCCUUGGAGUUGUGCAGCAGUAUUGAUUGUGUAGUUUUAAGAAUAAGUUAGAUAAGGACUUUUAUGGGCUGGUAUAGAUGGGAAUGAUCCUGCCUCAAGCAGGGGGUUGGACUAGAUGACCACUGGAGGUCCCUUCCAACCUUACUUUUCUAUGAUUGAUCAACCACUGGUGUAUAUUGAAGAGUGAUAACAGGCACCUCCCUGCUUAUUCUAGUGGGCUGACACCUGCCCUGAUGAAAGCAUAUAAUGGCAUAAGGUGCCAUUAGUCUUUAUGCCCUAUUGAUGGCACAGCCCAUGCGUUUUGAAGAGGUGCCUGGUGCUGUCAGACUGUAACCCUUCUAGUGGGCACUAGACAGCAGUAACAAGGGACAGGUUCAGAAUUAGCGUUUUUACACAAAUUCUUAUCUUAGCUUGAGCCCACACCUAGAAAUCUGGAAAAAUAAGUGAUCACACUUCCCCACUCACAAGCAAUGCUGAACUACAACAGGGGUUACUGAAGGGGGAAAAUGGACAACCAACUACCAUUAAGAGCACACGCCAACCAACUAUUGACAGUUUGUCACAGUCAGCACUAUCAGAGCUCUCUCCCAGUUCCACUCAGGGUGAACUUGGUAGCUAGUGGGGGUAGGAGAGCAGCUGGCCCCCAUGUAUCCAAUGCCCUCUCAGGAUGGCAUUGUUACUCCUGCAGCAAAGAACUCUUUUGCACUGCUGCAAAACAAAUCUAAAGGAGCUGUACUACCUAACCCAGCCAAUGGGGGUUGCCACAGCUGUCUGGACACUUCUUUCAUGGGUUUGGCAUCGUACAGUCUUGCCAGCCUGGUCUCUUAGCCAAGGGCACAGGCAACAAGCUGGUCAAUCUGUCUGCAUCUACCUUUUUCACUUAUCACUCCAGUGCACACUGGGCAGGGAGGGGUUGGUGUGCUGGUGGUUUGCAGAGUGACUCUGAUAGCUUGUAUCCAGGGCUUAGCACUCUGUAACACAUCCACUUUUUGAAUAUCUAUAAUAAUAAUAAAAGGCUUAUUCUGUCUGUCCAGAGCACUCUGAUGUUGUUUGAUGGCAGCCAAUCACAAUGCUUACGGAAACAACCAAUCAGAGUGCUCUGGACAGACACAAUAAGCUUGUUUUUAUUAUAGAUCCAGCGGCAUUUCAAACAGAUAUGCAGGCAAGUCAGAGCUAGAAGGAAUGACCAGGCCCCUCCACCACAGGCUUGGCUGGUAUUGCCAAAGGGAAA